UGCUCAUAUCAACGCUCCAUUUUAUAUCCAUUUCCAUUUGAACCCACAGUUUUCAUUUAACUUUUGUAGUAAUCUUGUAUUCUUCUAGGGUUACAGAUGACCUCUACAGGAUUCCGUGUUCUGAACGAAAUGGCACAGUUAAGCCUGGACGUUGCCAUAUCCAGUGAGAGAGCAAAGCUCUGGGGGAAGGCAAUAGAAAACUAUAAGAAGCUACUGAGAUUUCUUAACACAAUUAAAAUCUCUGAAAAGGUGGAAAUGGAUCCACAGCUCAAACAAUUGCUUUAUGAAACCUACUAUCAUAUGGGUGUUGCAUAUCAAAAUAUAAAUCAUCAUGAGGAAGCUGUGCUGCACUACACUAAAGCGUUACAAGCCGCAUCUAUCCAAAAGAAAAACUGUGCUGUUGGCUGUACAGUAGGAACCUGUCUACACACUCCUAUACUGACCCGACGUGCCUUUGCCUUUGUAAAAUGUGGUGAAACAAGGAAAGCCUUGAGAGAUGCUGAUACCGCUGUUGUCUCAGAUAAGUUUAAUCCUGAUGUUUAUUGCAUCUGGGCUCUGGUGUGGUGCACAAUGCAGAAAGAAGCGGAAGCUAUUAAAGAUUUAAAUUAUGGGCUACGCAUCAACCCUUCUCAUGCUUGUUUAUUGAUACUAAGAGGCAACAUAAAAAAAUACAUGAGACCAGAAAAUAACUCCGAUCUUCCACUGAAUAAUGAUCAAGAAAAGGCCCUUCAAAUCAACUACGCCUCAAUCAAAUUUUUAGGUGUAAAGAACUUCAGUAACCCUGACAUAUCUGCAUUCUACAAUACUAUGCUUUGGUCUCUAAAUGUUCCUCACACAGUGGUCUCUGUAUGUCGGCCUCCUGCUUGCUCCACGGCACAAAGUGUUUUAUUCCAUUUGCAAAGAGCAUCUUCAGCACCUGUUCCAAGAAAUCAGAAUGAACACUUUUUUACUCAAGAUCAACAUCAAGUUUCAUUUCGUGGUAGUGAUAUGACCAGAAACGCUCCAAAAAUUGGACUGGAAAGAAGGCUGAAUUAUGGUAGAGCUGUGACUGCAUACACUGUAGGACUUAGAGGUAUUGGAAGAAAAGAUUUUGAAAACAAUGUUCAAUUAUGUGACAGUUUUACUGUAUGUACAAGAUCUUCUCUUCAGAAGUAUCUGCGUUGCAAAAUAUAUGAAGCAACGGAUUUUUCUACGAAAUGAUUCCUGUCAGACAGAUCUGGACUUCUUAUCCCGGAAACUCAUCUAAUCUUGCAGCAAGUCUAGGACUUCCCAUCAUAUUCCCUACAUCCAGCUGAAGACCGUCUCAAGUGGAGCCCCCUGGGACACCCCAUUAUAUUACUAUAAUAUAUCACUAUAACGUAUAACCCUAAUAUUGUACUACAUCAUGUCUCCUUGCAACAUCCUCUUGUUACGUAUAAAUCAUGUUCUCUUACGAAUAUUCUAUGUUUAUGCCACCAUUUCCACUUUCUAGAUCAUAUGACUUGUUAUCCCCUUUUAUGAAUUUCCUUUGAUAUUUGUCAAUGUUUUCCUUUUUUCAUGUAUAUCCCAGGCCGUGAACAAGGUCUAGGUUAGACCUAAACGUUGGCCAG
Bufo gargarizans (Asiatic toad) is the source of this 1589-nucleotide messenger RNA. RefSeq lists its product as uncharacterized. Gene Ontology annotation, molecular function: protein binding. The record is from RefSeq and is a predicted model, not a curated record. NCBI's taxonomy places the organism in Eukaryota, Metazoa, Chordata, Amphibia, Anura, Bufonidae. The transcript is spliced from 13 exons. Bases 97 to 1200 code for a protein of 367 amino acids.